Symbiodinium sp. CCMP2592 is the source of this 1998-nucleotide messenger RNA. NCBI's taxonomy places the organism in Eukaryota, Dinophyceae, Suessiales, Symbiodiniaceae. The record is from the annotation of a GenBank genome assembly.
AUGGCAGCUGCCCCCACACCGUCGGCUCCCCUGGUGUGUCAGAAGUGCCAGGAACCCACGACCAUGAGUUGCAGCUCGGCAACGGGCCGCAACCCGUUGUUGAGAGCCUGCAACGGAUGCCUCGCGACGGAGAGAUGGUUGACACGUUCCAGCGCCAGGCCGAAAGUCGGCAAGACUGAGUCCGAGCAGGACAAGGAGCGGCGGGUGUCAGCCCUCCAAGUAAAGGAGGACCUCAAGAAAAAAACGCCAGAAGAAAAGGCUCAGUGGUACCAAAGCCAGAAGCUGCAACGUGCCCAGGAGGAGCAGUCCAAAAAGAGGACUUUCUCCUCCGCGGUCGGAUCUGUCGAAGACAUCCGUGAGAAACAGAACAUCUCGGACGAUGUCGAGAGUUUCGUAACCUUCCGCACCUGGGCACAACAGGAACUCACCCUCAAAACGUUCUCGACUCUUGCAGAGGCAAAAGUUGCCUGGGAGAAGAAAAUCAAGGACCCCAACACGAGGACCAUGCAGAAGCAUGGUGAGACACUCAUGUAUGAAUUCCGGGGACGCAUGGACAUCGGCUCCCAGGAAGACCUCGACGAGUAUCACGAGGAGAGCGGGAGCAGGAUGAAGCGAGCUCGCCAACGGUUGGACAUUGAGACUGCGGCCAAGUUCGAGGCCGGGGAGGCCGAGCUGGAGAAGCCGGUGCCGCUUUUGACGGUGUCCAAGGACAUCGGCCAGCUGAAAGAAAUCGAAGAGAGCAGGGACGAGGAGCUGUUUUCUCUUGCCACGAAAGUUGCAGCAGAGAAAAAGGCCCAACAGGCCUUGAAGAAAGAGGAGCUGGAGAAGAAGCCCAAGAGUCUCCCACUGGAGAAGCUCGCCUUCGAGGCGGCUCGAAAGAAGGCCAUCCAGUCCAUGAGCGACGUGGGGCUGCGGUUGCGCAGCAGCCUGACAGCUCAGGACACGGAGCUGGAAAAGACCCUGGAGACGGAGAGCCAGGAUCUGCGAGACGAAAGGAGCGAGAAAGUGAAGGAGAUCGACCAGAUGCUGGCCUCUGUGCAGGAGGCAAUGCAAGAGAAGGACCUUGAGUGGAAAGAGUGGGAGAACAGCACCUGCCCAGAGGAUCUCGCGUUAAAGAAAAGCAUCAACGACCGGGAGAAAGCAGCAGCAAAGACAUCAGCCAACAAGAAGCUGUCCGGUGGUGAGAAAAACCUCGCACUUCUUGCCGCCGAUCUAUGCGGCUGCACCCUGGAGCCGACAGGCUCCGUGGACUACUCCUACAUCGGCCCGAACUUGCUGAAGAAAAACUCCCCGCUCGCGUUCGAAAAAGCCCGCAGCAGCCAGCUCACGGCAACCAUCCGGGGCCUGGAAUAUUACCGCCUGCAAAAAUCCUGGGUUGCGGAGAAGAUGAAGAGUGCGAACACUUCCUCCAGCACGGCGAUGAUAAGCAAGAAGCCGGUGGUGAAGAAGUUGGGGGAUGUGUUGCUUCGGUCCUGGUCAGAGAUCUACGGCGGAGCAGAGGAGCGGGCCUGUCUCACGGGCGUUCCGGAGGAUAUGAAAGACCACUUCGUGGUCCAGUUCGGACAGCGGAUGAAGAAGACUUGCAGUGUUCUCUUCCGCACGGAUCUUAACCUGCCCACCCUGGUGGUGGUGCUGGAAGGCCGCUUGACCAUCGGAGGGUUUCGCCAGCGAGUGCUCAAGGGGAGCACAGAGGCGGAAAAGGCAGCUGAGGUGGAUGCCUUGAAGGCACCGGAUGUCCAACGAAUCGUCAACAAAGACGGCUGGGUCGUCAAGCUGGAAGCCGAAUCCAGCAUGGUGCUGCCUCCCGACACGGUGUUUUUCGAGAUCGCAAGUGAUGAAGACGUGCACACAGUGCGCCAAUUGCUGGGGCGUGAGUGCUUCCUGCCCUGUGCCAAGGAGUACUUGAAGGCACUCAAGUCGGCAGGAAAUCUGCAGGAAGGGAGCCGAAUGCACAAAAUGCUGGAGUAUUUGAAGAUGGACAGAGCCAGCGCGAGCUGA